AACAAUUCCCGCCACGAGUACAACAAUUCGUUUCUCUGUUAUUCGAAGUGCGGUACUGGUGGUAGGCUGUCCUCAACAGUCAGCAACACAAGUAGUUUGGCUAUCCGCGCGCGGUAAAGACCUGUUGUCGGCAACUAUUGUUCCUAUUAAAAUAAUUUUCGUGCUAGUCAACCAUGUCUGUGGAAGGAAUCGAGUAUGACAUGAUCAUUCAAGAUGGGCCAAAAAAGGCGGCCAUGGCAACAAACAUAGAUAAGGACCUGAUUCGCGAGGCGUACGAAGAAGUACGUGCAGACAACUCUGAAACCGAAUGGGCCGUGUUCAAGUUCGAAGGCACGCACAUAGUCGUGUCGGCCAAAGGAGUCGGCUUCGAGGAGUUCCGAGAGCAGUUCAAGGACGACGACCGAGCGUUCGGCUACAUCCGCAUCCAGAUGGGGGACGAGAUGAGCAAGCGACAGAAGUUCCUGUUCCUGACGUGGGUGGGGCCGGCGGUGGGCGUCAUCAAGCGAGCCAAGAUGAGCACGGACAAGGCCGUCAUCAAGGACGUGAUCGCCAACUUCUCCGUGGAGAUCCAACUGGAGAACCUGAACGAGUUCAACCUGGAGUACUUCCGUGAGCAGCUGGUGCGUGCGGGGGGAGCCAACUACGGCACGGGGAUGCGCGACCUGUAGCCGUGCCCCCUCCCCCUCCCGCACGGCACAGAGACCGAGCCGUGGGCGCGACGCACCGAACCACCCCCCCACCCCCCGCGAGGUUGUAGUCUGUCUCUGAAGUGUUGCGAGGCUGAGUUUGGACAAUGAUUAUCCAGCAGGAGGUACCUAAAUUGCAGACAUGAGUUGUAGCAAAUACGUAUAUCACAUGUGCCCCCCUUUUUUUAAACUAAACAAGCGUAUUGUAAAGAAUUUCAAAAAUUUAUAACUUAUUAUAAUCACUGUACAUUAAAAAAAAAUCUAUAAUCACGUUGAACGGCAGUUUGAGUGAACAACCAGUAGGAGUUUUUAAAAGUUAGAGCUAAAUCUUUUUUGUUAAAUAGUAUAUAAUUUGCAGGUCAGCAUGUUGUGUAUAUAUUUAAUUACAUUGUUUGAAAAAUAAAUGCUUAUAGAAAUUA
Bacillus rossius redtenbacheri is the source of this 1105-nucleotide messenger RNA. Its product is annotated as coactosin-like protein. Gene Ontology annotation, cellular component: cortical actin cytoskeleton; actin filament; site of polarized growth. Gene Ontology annotation, biological process: regulation of actin filament polymerization. NCBI's taxonomy places the organism in Eukaryota, Metazoa, Arthropoda, Insecta, Phasmatodea, Bacillidae. Gene Ontology annotation, molecular function: actin filament binding. Bases 174 to 668 code for a protein of 164 amino acids. The transcript is spliced from 5 exons. The record is from RefSeq and is a predicted model, not a curated record.